UGCAUAUUUGUGCUUGAUUGGUCUUCGUUAAACGGCGUUGGUGAAAUAUUUGAACGCGCAAAAGGUGAAGUGAAAAUUUUGAAAGGUUAAAAAUUAAUUAAAUUCCGCAAUUAAAAUGUCUGAAAUUGAUAAUUUGGAGUCUCUAAGCAACGCGGAUUUACGAAAAAAGUGCAUACAGCAUGGAUUGCCCAACGUUCCGAUAACGGACUCAAGCCGAAAUUUGUUAAUUAGAAAACUACGCGCCUCGUUAUCAGGCUCGCCGGCGGCGUCGUCUCCAAAAAAAACUUCCCGUCGUGAGACUAUACACGUCUCUAAAACCACCGAAACGGCUGAAGUUAAGGAUGAAGUAAAAGUAGAUUCAGAGCGUCGUACUCCCAGUAGGGGUCCGAGUAGACGCACAAUUGCCGGUACACCAACUCUCGACUUGCAAAAACCAAGUGAAUCUCAAGCCACGGACACUAUUGUUCCAGCUCCCAUUGGCACACGCCGACGAUCAACUCGUGAUCAUGAAAUACCACCAUCUCAAAAGGAUAACAAACCGUCGAAGACCUCUAAUCCUGUUUAUAUACUUGAAAGUGAUGAAGAGGAUAACAAUUUAAUAUUGGCAGCUGUACAGGAAUUGGAAAGAUCCAAGCAGAAACCGGUAGCAAAGGAAGUGAAUGCACGUUCACGUUCAUCAAGAUCAGUUUCUUUGUCAAAAACGGGCGUCGUAACGACAUCGUACAGUCAAGCAACUGCUAAGCCAUUGCCGGAAGUUCCCGAGCCAUUUAUUUUCCAGGUCUCUAGCCGUAAUUUAACGUCAGAGAAUUUACCACAUGGAAUAUAUAAGUCCCAAAUUAAUGUAAAUAGCGGCCGCUAUAGCUUGCACCCGAACCUUACGCAAAGGACCAACAUUGGAUUGAGUAAAGAAGUACCAUCUAUUUCGCGCUACAGUACAAACACCCUUACUAGUGGAUUAUAUACAUCAAAAGCUACACCUCUGUAUAAUGAACAAAGCGACGAUAAUGAGGAGGCUGAUAAACAAGAUUUUGAAACGCCCUUUUUGAGCAGUUUUGCACGCAACUUAGAGCGACUUAAGUCCGACGGGGUAGUAUUAGGCAAACCGAGUGUCUUGGGCACUACUGAUUUUGGUGGAGAGUACUCUUCACCUCGUCCAAUACAACGUUCGAAGCGGUAUGACAUUAUUGGGCGUCGCCCCGCACGGGAUUCUGUGACUGAAUCUUUCCGUCAAUUGCUGAUUGCAUUGGAUCGUAAAUAUAACCUUAGGCUUUAUCUCGUCCUUGCAACGAUCUUUUUGGUGUUGGCGUUUAUUUAUGUUAUUUUGUAUCAGUAAACACGUCUUUUUGAUUGAAAUAUGUAAUUUGUUUGUAACAGCAUUUAUGUUAAAAGUUUUUAUUUUAAUUUGCAAGUGUCCAAAAAAUGUCUGAAAAUUCUCGUAGUAAAUAUCGCUGCUUUUGAAGAGUAAAUUAA
Messenger RNA from Rhagoletis zephyria (snowberry fruit fly), 1470 nucleotides. RefSeq names its product Otefin (gene Ote). The record is from RefSeq and is a predicted model, not a curated record. Lineage: Eukaryota; Metazoa; Arthropoda; Insecta; Diptera; Tephritidae.